This is a messenger RNA of Aaosphaeria arxii CBS 175.79, 1676 nucleotides long. RefSeq names its product putative sugar transporter. The transcript is spliced from 6 exons. Gene Ontology annotation, molecular function: carbohydrate:proton symporter activity. Lineage: Eukaryota; Fungi; Ascomycota; Dothideomycetes; Pleosporales. Gene Ontology annotation, cellular component: membrane. Gene Ontology annotation, biological process: transmembrane transport; carbohydrate transport. The coding region runs from base 1 to 1647 and encodes 548 amino acids. The record is from RefSeq and is a predicted model, not a curated record.
AUGGCCAGCGAGAAGCCAACAGGCACCUUGUCCAUUGACGAGGCGAGGGCACGCGGCAAUGAUGAAGACAUCAUGUUUGCCAACGCCGCUGCGGCGACAGACAAGGAGCACAAGAUGACCCUCUUAGAGGGUGUCCGCCUUUAUCCCAAAGCAAUUGGAUGGGCCGCUCUGAUUUCACUAUGCUGUGCUAUGGAAGGCUACGACAUUGCCCUUAUUGGCAACUUUUACGCGUUUCCUCCCUUCAAUCGAAAGUAUGGAGAGCUUCAACCUAAUGGAUCUUACGAAGUGCCUGCCCGGUGGCAGGCAGGUAUUUCCAACGGUGCUCAAUGCGGCCAGAUUCUUGGUCUCCUAUUGACUGGCUGGGGUGUGGAUCGGUUUGGUUACCGCCCAUUCAUUCUCGGUAUUCUAUUCUACCAGGCCGCCAUAACAACUAUCUUCUUCGUUGCACCUAGCGUCCAAAUCUUGCUCUUGGCCGAAUGUCUCGCCGGUAUUGCCUUUGGUGUCUUCAUGUCGGUUGCAAUUUCUUACGCCAGUGAUAUCUGCCCUGUGGCACUUAGAGGUUACCUCACUACCUGGGGCAAUUCCUGCUGGGGUAUUGGUCAACUUAUCGCUAUCGGUGUCAUCAAGAGCCAGUUCAGGCGCGAUGACCAAUGGGCAUAUCGCAUUCCUUAUGGACUUCAGUGGAUGUGGUUUCCCCCUCUAAUGCUCGGCAUCUUCCUAGCUCCCGAAUCGCCAUGGUGGUUGGUACGAAAAGGGAAAUUAGAGGAAGCGAAGAAAUCUUUACUUCGACUCACAUCAGCCAAAGCAGAUCCGGAUUUUGACGUCAACGAAACCAUUGAUAUGAUCCGACAUACUGAUGAGCUUGAGAAGACCUUGACCGAAGGCGCUUCUUACCUCGAUUGCUUCAGGGGCGUGAAUCUGCGACGAACCGAAAUUGUCUGCAUGCUUUUCGUCUCCCAAAACUUCGCUGGCAACACCUUCUCGAACUACUCCACCUAUUUCUUCGCGCAGGCCGGAUUGACAGGAGAAAUUCCUUACAACUUUGCUCUCGGCCAGUACGGACUGAACACGAUUGGCGCGUUCGUUACCUGGGCAUUCAUGGCCUAUGGCGUUGGUCGACGAACGCUCUUCCUCUGCGGCUUAUGCGGUUUAUUUUGCACGCUCCUCACCCUCGGCUUCCUCGGCCUCGUCGCCGACAAGCACGCCGCCUCCCUCGCAACUGGCUCCCUCAUGAUCGUCUGGGCCGCCUUCUACCAAUUCUCCGUCGGCACCGUUGCCUUCUCCCUCGUCGCCGAGAUCUCAUCGCGUCGCCUGCAAGUCAAGACCGUCGCUUUGUCUCGCGUCGCCUACAACAUGGCCGCCAUCGUCGUCAACAUCCUCACCCCAUACAUGCUCAACCCCACCGCGUGGAACUGGCGCAACUUCGCCGGCUUCUUCUGGGCUGGCACUUGCUUCUGCGUGCUGGUGUAUCACUACUUCCGCCUGCCUGAGCCUUCGGGCCGUACGUUUGCGGAGAUGGAUCUUCUGUUCGAGCGACGCAUUCCGGCGAGGAAGUUCAAGACUACGAAUGUCAAUGCUUUCGAUGUUGCGCUGCGGGAUCAGAAGGCUGAUGACAAGCCUGAGGUUCUUCACUACGACCGUGUCUAAGAGCCAUCAGUGGUAGAUUAUGGCCGCAC